CUGUCACAGUCGAGCUUGAACGAGCGUCGCGCUGCAGCACAAGGCACAAGUCAUGCGCGAGGAAGCCAGAAACCGUGCAGAGUUUUUGAAUGUUUGUUGUCGCCAAACAUAGUUUUGGAGGAUGAACCAGGGUCGUGGAGUGAGAAAAAGAACGGUACCAGAAAAAUCAUAUGCCUUUGAAACAUGUAACGAGGAAAUGCGUGUGGAGAUUCACCAGCUCUUCAACAAGGUCAGAAGUUAUGUCCCCCCUGCUGGAAAAGAAUGGACGUUGCCUGACCCAAGUGUGGUGCUCUGUGAUCCUCAUGUGAGUCACCCACGUUUGCAAGCUCUGAAACAAUCACUAAAUGAAGUGAAGAAUCAACUCAGCGAUAAAGACCUCUCAAUAUGGCACCAGCAUACUUGUUUCACCAACCGAGCAGGUAGUGUUACAGCCCACCUUCGCUCUACAACCAAUGCAGAGCUGUGCACCCAGGCUUGGGCCAAGUUCUAUGAGAUCCUAGGGACUUUUAAACUUCUGCCUGAGAAUGCGUUGAAGACUGGCGAGAUGAACUCCAUACACCUAUGUGAAGCCCCUGGUGCCUUCAUAUCAGCUCUAAAUCACUUCCUCAAGACAAGUGGCCUUCAUUGUGACUGGAGCUGGAUAGCAAACACUCUAAAUCCAUACUAUGAAGCCAACGGACGUGGUUGUACUAUCACAGAUGACAGACUCAUCACACACACUCUGCCUUGGUGGUUCUUUGGUUCUGACAACACGGGUGACAUAAUGCUUCAGAAGCAUCUGCUGGAACUGCCGAGAUUUGUGAGCAGCAUGCACAGUGUUGAUUUGGUUACAGCAGAUGGAAGCUUUGACUGUCAGGGGGACCCAGGGGAACAGGAGAGAUUAGUUGCCCCGCUUCAAUACUGCGAAGCCGUUUGUGCGCUUCUGCUGUUAGGAACCGGAGGCUCAUUCGUCCUGAAGAUGUUCACACUGUUUGAACACUCAUCUGUCUGUCUGCUGUAUCUCCUCGCAUGCUGUUUCCGUUCCGUGAACGUCUUCAAGCCAGGCACCAGCAAGUCUGGAAAUUCAGAACUGUAUAUAGUGUGCUUGGACUAUCAGGCCAAAGAAGAAAUUCGGCCAUUGCUCUCAAAGUUAAUCCGUAAUUACGGACCAGACCUGGCAUCCACAGCGGCGCUCUUUCCCCGCCACUGCAUUCCAGACUCGUUUCUAAGUCAGCAUGAAGAGAUAUGCACUUUUUUCCAUGCAUUGCAAGUUAACACAAUACAGGAGAACCUCAAGCUUUUUAAAUGCAUGAGUGUAGAACAGCGCAGGCGAUUGGAGCAGCUCAGGGAAUAUGCUGCAGAGUUUUAUACAAAACGUUUUAAUGUUCACUACCUCCCUCGGAAAAGCUGGGUUUGCCGUGGUGGUGUGGCCAGAUGGGCAAAACUCUGUGAAAGGAAGCAGAUGGGCUCUUUCAAUCAGCGCAAGGAAAUGGAACUUCAGGGAUGGAAGCAGCGCCUUGCCCAAGGAAAUUAUGGGCCGUUCAUAGAGAGGCACUGUGCAGGGACAGAAGGGUGUGAGAAUGUACUUAGUGGCCGACUGGAUGAGUGCGAUUUGGGAGCCUGGUUUGCCCUUGAGGGAGCUGUCCUGCCGAAAGUCUGCAGUUCCACCUUCUGUGACCAAGAAAUGCUAGACUUCCUGAAUGAAGCUCUGGAGGAGAACCUGAGGGUCAAAGCGGCAAAUCAUUCUGACAGAGCUUUGCCAGUAUGCAGCUCCUGCAGCAUUGACUCCCCUGUAGGCAUCUUAUCUGAGAUUUGCAGCCAUCCUGAUGUGACAUCUUGUUUGGUGCUGGGAAGCCAGUCUUGGUGUGACGGCACACUUGUAGGUGUUAAACUGCAGCCAGAGUUUUUGCAAGGACUAUCCCGUUGUGAGGUACAGGAUUCCACAUUGCACGACGGACAACCAGACUAUCAAUUUGAGCUUCUGAACACUGUGCUUUUUGCUCUGCAGAAACAGCAUCAGGGAUCGGCCCUGGUGAUUCCCUUAUGUUCUGUCUUAACACGCUUCACCUCCGGCCUGGUUUUCACACUCCACCUGUGCUUCCGUUACAUCACAUUCCACUGCUUGUCUGGUUGGCCUCCUGCUGCUCUUGUGUGUGUAGGUUUCUCUCCACCAUCAGCACUACCCUGGCUGCUGGACUUUCUCCGGGACGUUUUGGAGAAGAUGAAAAAAGUUAAGCUUGAGCUGGGCAGGCAGAUUCUGCAGUUUGUACCUUUAGAAGAACUUCUCAGGGGGGAAUUACCUCGCUUCCUGUCUUCCUUCAAUACUGCUGUUGUCCGACAGCAGCUACACAUGCUGAUGCAGGUUGAAUAGACCAAAUUCUGUAUGCUUGUAUUCCCUAAAAUAACCUUUUAGUUGGACUACAUUUGAGUAUAAUAAUGCCUCAGUUUACUUCAAUUGAAUCUGUAGCCUCAGCUUGUGCCAGUGCCACAGUGGAUAUACUGGUACACAGAAUUAUUUUGUUUUAUAUAUUUAUACUGGGGAGAAUACCUUUCUUUAAUCUUGAAUGUGCUGCAUAUGACUAAGGUAUAUUUUUUUUUUAGGUAUAUUUAUGUAACAGAAUGUGCAGUUCAAAAUGUUUAUUUUAGUAUUUAUGUUUCAAAAUACUAGAAAUGAUAUGUGUUGCCUUGAUCCAUUUGUCUGUCAUGGCUCAUUUAUUAAAAUGUUUUCUUUAAUGCAUAUU
Molecule: messenger RNA, 2720 nt
Organism: Carassius auratus (goldfish)
Lineage: Eukaryota; Metazoa; Chordata; Actinopteri; Cypriniformes; Cyprinidae
Gene: cmtr2
Product: cap methyltransferase 2
Exons: 2
Coding region: 122-2350 (742 amino acids)
Biological process (GO): methylation; 7-methylguanosine mRNA capping
Cellular component (GO): nucleus; cytoplasm
Molecular function (GO): methyltransferase cap1 activity
Source: RefSeq, a predicted model, not a curated record